Panicum hallii is the source of this 3030-nucleotide messenger RNA. RefSeq names its product alpha-L-fucosidase 2-like. The record is from RefSeq and is a predicted model, not a curated record. Lineage: Eukaryota; Viridiplantae; Streptophyta; Magnoliopsida; Poales; Poaceae. Gene Ontology annotation, biological process: carbohydrate metabolic process. The transcript has 10 exons. Gene Ontology annotation, molecular function: alpha-L-fucosidase activity. Bases 157 to 2742 code for a protein of 861 amino acids.
CGUGCCCGCGCAUACAAAACGCCGUGCCUCGAGCUCAUCCAUCUCAUCUCACUCGGCGUCGCCCGCCACGCGCCACUUCGCUUGUCAGAUUUUCUCAGUCACAGUCACAGCCUCACAGGUCACUUGCUUGUAGCUGUACUCCUCGGCUUCUCCCCCAUGGACUGCGACAGGGACUGCGGCUCGGACGCCGGCGCCGAGUGGGUUUGGGUGCGCCGGCCGGCGGAGGCGGAGGCCGUGGCCGCGGCGGCCGGGUGGUCGGCGGCUGCGGCGGAUGAGGAAGCGCGGCCCCUGAAGGUAGUGUUCGCAUCGCCGGCGAGGUACUUCACUGACGCGUCACCGAUCGGGAAUGGCCGCCUCGGUGCCAUGGUGUGGGGCGGCGUCGAAUCCGAGAGGCUCCAGCUUAACCAUGACACUCUGUGGACAGGUGGACCUGGUAAUUAUACAAAUCCCAAAGCACCUGCUGUUCUUUCUAAAGUACGGAGCCUUGUUGACAAUGGAAAGUACCCUGAAGCCACAGCUGCUGCAUAUGAUCUGUCUGGUGACCAAACACAGGUCUACCAACCUCUUGGGGAUAUUAAUCUGAUCUUUGGUAAGCAUAUCAAGCACACAAAUUACAAAAGAGAGCUAGAUCUUCACACUGCAACAGUCAAUGUCACAUAUACUGUUGGGGAGGUACUCUACUCAAGGGAACAUUUCGCCUCAAACCCACAUCAAGUCAUUGUGACUAAAAUCUCCGCUAACAAACCAGGAAAUAUCUCUUUUACAGUGUCUUUAACUACUCCACUAGACCAUAAGAUUCGUGUAACAGAUGCAAAUGAAAUAAUCAUGGAGGGUAGCUGUCCAGGUGAAAGGCCUCAAAAAGACAACAAUGCCUCUGAUCAUCCCAGCGGAAUUAAAUUUUGUGCCAUUCUUUACCUGCAUACGAAUGGGGCUAAUAGCAAAAUGGAAGUAAUAAAGGAUAAGAUGCUGAAACUUGAUGGUGCGGACUCUGUUGUUUUGCUUCUCGCAGCUGCUACUUCAUUUGAAGGGCCAUUUAUCAAACCUUCAGAAUCUAAACUGGAUCCAGCGGUAUCGGCUUUCAUGACAUUAACCGUGGCUAGGAGCAUGUCAUAUUCACAGCUAAAAGCGUACCAUAUGGAUGAUUACCAGAGUCUUUUCCAUCGUGUUUCCUUGCAACUUUCACAAGGCUCUAACUAUCAGCUUGGGGACAAUAGAAUAGGUCAGUCUGCACAGGCUGGCUCUCAGGAUGCUACUGUGUCAAAUUAUGCUUUUCUAAUAGCUGACUGCACCAGAUCCGCAGUCCUUAAUGAUUCUGUGAAGCCUACGGUAGACAGAAUUAUAACUUUUAAGGAAAAUGAAGACCCUUCUCUGGUAGAACUUCUGUUUCAAUUUGGUCGCUAUCUACUCAUUUCAUGCUCAAGGCCUGGAACCCAGAUUUCCAACCUGCAAGGGAUAUGGAGCAAUGACCCUUCACCACCAUGGGAUGCAGCUCCCCAUCCAAAUAUAAAUCUGCAAAUGAAUUACUGGCCAGCGCUUCCAUGUAACCUUAGCGAAUGCCAAGGACCACUGUUCGACUUUAUCGGCUCCCUAUCAGUCAAUGGGGCUAAGACAGCAAAAGUGAAUUAUGAAGCUAGCGGCUGGGUCAGUCACCAAGUCACAGACCUGUGGGCAAAAACAUCACCGGAUGCUGGUGAUCCUGUAUGGGCUCUAUGGCCAAUGGGUGGGCCAUGGCUUGCCACUCACCUUUGGGAGCACUACAAUUUUACAUUGGACGAACAAUUUUUAUGGAAAACAGCAUAUCCACUACUGGAAGGAUCAGCUUCCUUUUUGUUGGAUUGGUUAAUUCAAGGACACAGGGAAUAUUUGGAGACCAAUCCUUCUACUUCUCCGGAACAUUAUUUUAUUGCUCCAGAUGGUAAGAAGGCCUGUGUGAGCUACUCAACAACCAUGGACAUGUCAAUUAUACGGGAAGUUUUCUCAGCUGUUAUAUUGUCUGCUGAUAUUUUAGGGAAAUCGGACACUGAUGUGGUUCAGAGAAUAAAAAAGGCACUGCCAAAUCUCCCACCAGUGAAAGUUGCUAGAGAUGGUACAAUCAUGGAGUGGGCACAAGACUUUCAGGAUCCUGAGGUUCAUCACAGACAUGUCUCUCAUUUGUUUGGUCUUUACCCUGGACAUACUAUGUCACUUGAGCAAACACCUGACCUCUGCAAAGCUGUUGCCAAUAGUCUUUAUAAAAGAGGUAAUGAAGGCCCAGGUUGGUCUACUUCAUGGAAGAUGGCCCUAUGGGCCCAUCUUCACAACAGUGACCAUGCAUACAAAAUGAUACUGCAGCUAAUCACUUUGGUGGAUCCAGAACAUGAGGUUUCAAGGGAAGGAGGCCUGUACAGUAAUCUGUUCACUGCACAUCCACCUUUCCAAAUUGAUGCUAAUUUCGGGUUCCCAGCUGCACUGUCGGAAAUGCUGGUACAGAGCACUGGGACUGACUUGUACCUGCUCCCUGUUCUACCCCGCAACAAGUGGCCUCAUGGCUGUGUUAAAGGCCUGAAGGCACGAGGUGGUGUGACUGUAAACAUCAGCUGGAAGGAAGGGAGCCUCCAUGAAGCUCUGAUGUGGUCUAGUAGUGGGCAGAAUUCCCUUGCAAAGCUGCACUAUGGAGACCAGACUGCCACCAUCAGCAUCUCUUCGGGCCAAGUCUACAGGUUCAGCAGGGAUUUGAAGUGCUUGAAGACUUGGCCACUGUGAUGGCGCAUAUCUGCUUCACUCGGAAGGUAGAAUCAGCGGUGGAGAAAAUUCAAGAAACCUUCUGGGAAGCCAGCAAAAAAUCAAUUUCAAUAAAUCGUCACUUGAGCAUGUUUUUACAGUCGCUUGAGCUAUAUAAUGUGUUAAUUUGCGUUUCAGUGCAUACAUGUUUAGACAUCACACCAUCUUACACUGGGCAUGUGCAUUCUGUAGUUUCUGUCAACAUUUCCUAUGGAUGACAAUAUGCUGCUGAGCAGGUAAGAGAUGAAAAUUUGUUUCGCAAAAAAAAAA